Solanum pennellii is the source of this 501-nucleotide messenger RNA. RefSeq lists its product as uncharacterized. The coding region runs from base 1 to 501 and encodes 166 amino acids. NCBI's taxonomy places the organism in Eukaryota, Viridiplantae, Streptophyta, Magnoliopsida, Solanales, Solanaceae. The record is from RefSeq and is a predicted model, not a curated record. The transcript has a single exon.
AUGUGGAUGAUAUUAAUCACUUCCGGAAGUAAUCCAUCUCAUGUCUCAGAAUUGGUUCUACAACUUGGGAAGGAGUUCUCCAUGAAAGAUCUUGGCCCUUUACAUUUGUUUCUUGGAGUUGAGGUUAAGUAUUUUGAUGGGGGCAUCCACUUAAGCCAGAGUAAAUAUGUUGCUGAACUGCUAGACAAGACUGAAAUGACUUUUGCGAAGGUUAUAGCCACUCAUUUGGAUCAAAAGCAUGGUCUACAUGAAGCUGUGGAAAGCUUGGUUGAAGCAUCUUUUUACAGAAUGAUAGUAGGGAGUCUUCAAUACUUGACUCUCACAAGACCAUAUAUUAUUCAUGUUGUGAAUUUAGCAAGCCAAUUUAUGCAAAAUCCAAACAGUUCAUAUCUUCAAGGGGUGAAAAGAAUUCUCAGGUACAUCAAAGGCACUCUGCACUUUGGACUUAGACUUAUUUCACAAUCACCAUGUAGGUUGUAUGGGUACUCCGAUGCUGAUUGA